Molecule: messenger RNA, 1491 nt
Organism: Adineta ricciae
Lineage: Eukaryota; Metazoa; Rotifera; Eurotatoria; Adinetida; Adinetidae
Source: the annotation of a GenBank genome assembly
AUGUCAUCAUCGUAUUUAUUCAUUAUUCUAUUACUGGUCAACAGAAAUGGUGUUCGCAGUUCGGAUUAUGAAGAGCAAUUAUUCAAAGAAUUAUUUCAAGAUUACAAUCCACUGAUACGACCUGUUCAACGACUCGAUGAUACAGUUACUGUUUCAUUUAGUAUCGCCCUUCUACAGUUGAUCAGCGUAGUCGAAAAGGAACAAGUGUUGAAGACGAAUGUUUGGUUACAAGUCAAAUGGCAUGAUUAUCAAAUGAAAUGGAAACGAGAAAAAUACGGAGGAAUUCAAUCGAUACGUGUUCCUCCAAGUCAAGUUUGGACACCAGACAUUGUUCUAUUCAAUAAUGCCGAUGGAAGAUAUGAAGCAUCAUUCAAAUCGAAUGUCGUUGUUUAUUAUAACGGAGAUAUGAAUUGGGUCCCGCCUGCAAUUUAUAAGUCCAGUUGUCAUAUUGAUGUCAAAUUUUUUCCGUUUGAUGAACAAGACUGCGAAUUACGGUUCGGAUCGUGGACAUACGAUCAACAUCAACUGAAUUUUACAUAUUACAAUGAAAUUGAACGGCAUGUAACGAUAAAAGACUAUGUUGUUAGUGGUUCAUGGGAUUUAAUGGACGGACCAAUGACGAUUCAUCAUCCAUCGAAUACAACACGAAACUCGAUCGAAAAAAGUUACCGAAGUGAUCGAGUAGAAUUCGUUUGUAAACUUUCUAUUCGACGUAAAACACUUUUUUAUACUGUUAAUUUGAUAAUACCCACGGUGCUCAUCUCGUUUUUAUCAAUCUUUGUUUUUUAUCUUCCAACAGAUGCUGGUGAAAAAAUGACCUUAUCAAUAUCGAUUCUUCUAGCAUUAGUUGUGUUUCUCUUACUAAUAUCGAAAAUUUUACCACCUACAUCAACAGUUAUACCGUUAAUUGCCAAAUAUCUUCUAUUUACGUUCAUUAUGAAUAUAAUAACAAUCUUCUGUACGGUCGUCAUUAUUAAUUAUAAUUAUCGAACACCACGCACGAGCAAAAUGCCUCAUUGGAUGCGACGAUUGUUUAUUGAUAUAUUACCACGAAUACUUCGAAUGGAAAGGCCAAAUAAAUAUGAAAGAGAAAAUGAAGAAGAAAGACCGGAAGAAACAAGAAUGAAUUGUAUACGUGCGUCGCGUGUUAUCUCUCUCGUAACCGCAAUUAGCAAUGGUGAUCAAUCAUUAACAACGACAACUGACGAGGAAAGUUCAGUGGAUUCAUUUUUAACGAAAGAAAUCUACGAUGCAGUCGAAGAUCUCAGUUUUAUCGCUGAUCAGAUGAGAUCAGCUUGUCAUUAUGAAGAAAUACGUGAUGAUUGGAAAUAUAUUGCAUCUGUGAUCGAUCGACUACAAUUUGCACCUUAUGUUCUAACAGUAGUCGAUCAAACUGCAAUACUUAAAAAAUGGGAUCCAACAUUCGGAAAUACCAAUCGCAUCACCUUCCUUUUGGCUACCGAAUGCCCUCGUAGUUCAAUUAUUGGUUAA